Messenger RNA from Aspergillus thermomutatus, 2475 nucleotides. RefSeq lists its product as uncharacterized. Gene Ontology annotation, cellular component: mitochondrion. NCBI's taxonomy places the organism in Eukaryota, Fungi, Ascomycota, Eurotiomycetes, Eurotiales, Aspergillaceae. Bases 1 to 2475 code for a protein of 824 amino acids. The transcript is spliced from 10 exons. Gene Ontology annotation, biological process: fatty acid beta-oxidation. Gene Ontology annotation, molecular function: acyltransferase activity; enoyl-CoA hydratase activity. The record is from RefSeq and is a predicted model, not a curated record.
AUGACACAAUCGUUCGAAUCUCCACCUCCUACGACCAAGCACUACCUACUUUCCUUUCCCCGGCCGAAAGUGCUCUUGGUGACAAUCAACCGUGAAAAACACCGCAAUUCACUGCCAUCCGAUGCUCACUGGGAAGCCCAUGCGGUUUUCACUUGGUUCGAUCAUGAACCUUUGCUGCUGGUGGCUGUCGUUACCGGCGCAGGCGACAAGGCGUUUUGCGCCGGGCAGGACCUGAUUGAGCGCAAUUCGAACAAAGGGAGAGAACUUGAUACAGCGCAGCAGGCACUUUCAAACCAUCCCCCUACUGGCUUUAUGGGCAUCAGUCAGCGAAAGGGGAAGAAGCCGAUUCUAGCCGCCGUCAAUGGAUUUGCUCUAGGCGGAGGUUUUGAGAUCUGUCUCAACUGUGAUAUAAUUGUUGCCUCUCCCACUGCGCAAUUCGGUCUUCCCGAAGCUGCCGUGGGCCUCUAUGCCGCAGCUGGAGGGCUGCCACGACUCGUGCGGAUCUGUGGCAUGCCCUUGGCAUCCGAACUGGCAUUGACCUGUCGACGAUUGUCUGCGCAGGAAGCUCUUGACUUCGGCUUGAUCAACAAGAUCUCCAACGCACCAGGUACAGUGGUUGAAGAAUGUCUGGCCAUGGCGGAGAGGAUCACCGGAUUGUCGCCGGAUGCGAUCAUUAUCACGCGCCAGGGACUACGGGAAGCUUGGGAGAAUUCUAGCGUACAACAGGCUACAUCUAAGAUUCGCGAGGAAUAUGUGCAUCGGCUGCUGGAGGGAGAGAAUUUCAAGAUUGGAGUGGGAGCCUUCGCACGCAAAGCCACGCCGGAAUGGGUUCCUUCGAAGCUAUCGAAAAUGAUUCCAGUUAUCAUCGGUGUGGGCGAUGUGAGAAACAGGUCCACAAAGGUCGAAGAUGCCAAGGAACCCGCUCAAUUGAUGCUCGAAGCAAUCAAAAUUGCUCUAUCCGAUAGCCAAUGCCCUUCUGCCACUUCUCAGAAACUCAGGACGAGCAUUGAUAGCGUUAGUGUAGUCCAAACAUGGACUUGGCCGUACGCAGACCUUCCAGGCCUCCUGGCAGAGAAGCUGGGAGCGACACCGACAUACAAGCAUUGCUCUGAGCAUGGCGGGAACCAGCCUGGAAGGCUGGUGGAUGAAGCAGCUUUGCGAGUGGCCUCGGGAAAAAGCAGCGUGGCAGUCGUCACGGGUGGCGAGGCAUUGGCUUCUUUGGCGUUGUGUGUCAAGGCCCAGAAGCUCCCUCCACCAGGAUGGACAAAACCUGCGAUCCCAGUGGAAAAAGUCUUUGCACCAUCUGCUGACCGUUUCUCGAAGGACGGCCCGGAUGGCAUCCAUUCAUUCGGGUUACCCAUCCAUAUCUAUCCAUUGUAUGAGAAUGGAUUCCGUGCGUACCGUCGACAAUCGCUGAAGGACAAUCAUGACGAAUCUGCCCGACUGUAUGAACAGUUCAGCCAGGUGGCUGUGCAGCAUCCAUAUGCUUGGAAUUUUGGGUCUCAAGCAGAGACGUCCACGUCGAUCGGGACGGUCUCGCCGAGAAAUAGGAUGAUUUGUUCCCCAUACCCUCUGCUCAUGAACGCAUUUAACACGGUCAAUCUGGCUGCUGCUUGUGUCAUCACCACGAGGGAGUUUGCCAUUGAGCUGGGGAUUCCGAGACAUCGAUGGAUCUACCCACUCGGCGGUGCGGGUUCCACGGAUGCUGCUGAAUUCUGGAAACGCCCCAACUACUACUCUAGUCCAGCAAUCGCCAAAAGCCUCGAUGUCUGUUUAACGUCAUCCGGACUGACUCCCAAGGACAUUGACCUUUUUGAUUUCUACUCAUGUUUUCCGAUUGUGCCCAAAUUGGCCUGCCACCACUUGGGUCUUCCGCUUGUAAACUCUCCCGAGCCAAUUACCCUACUGGGUGGACUGACUUCCUUCGGAGGCGCUGGGAACAACUAUUCCAUGCAUGCAAUCACAGAGAUGGUUCGACAACUCCGGCAAGGCAAGGGUCGCCAUGGUCUGAUCCUGGCGAACGGAGGGAUCCUGACGUAUCAACACGCCCUUUGUCUCUCGACUGGGCCCAGAGGGGACGGAUCGUACCCGGAUAAUCGAGAAGACCCUCGUUUAGCGGCGACUGAACGGGUUCCACCCCUUUCGGCUGUUGCCGACGGAGAAGCCAUCAUCGAGGUAUGUGAAUGGUACCACCGGUUGGCUGAGAGUGGACUCACACUCUGCGAUUAUUUCCAGAUCUUGGCAUAUACGGUGGAGUUUGGACGCGAUGGACGGCCGUUCCGAGGUUGCAUUAUCGGUCAGCUGGUCAGCAAUGGGCACCGCUUUGUGGCAAACCAUGGUGAUACCGCGGCGUUGGUGACUCUUUCGUCCUCGACAGAGGAACAGGUUGGUAAGAAGGGUUAUGUCGUCUCUACUGAUGUAGGCAAUGGAAGAAGAAGGAACAUGUUCUUCUUUGGUCCCAAGCCUCUGCUGUAG